UCACCUCGUUGAACUGCUGCCACCAUCAUAUGACAUAUGUCAGCUGACCUCCCAAUCUAAUUCGGUGUUCACUCCUUCAUUUUUCGAGCAGAAAUAAAAACUACAGAAAAGGCGUAAAACAUGUCUGGAAAGGAUAGAUUAGCCAUUUUCCCAUCUCGAGGUGCUCAGAUGUUAAUGAAAGCCCGUCUCCAGGGCGCACAGAAAGGACAUGGCUUGCUGAAGAAGAAAGCUGACGCCUUGCAGAUGAGAUUCCGUCAGAUUUUGGGCAAAAUUAUUGAGACAAAAACUUUGAUGGGCGAGGUCAUGAAGGAAGCUGCCUUCUCUUUGGCUGAAGCUAAGUUCGCCACGGGAGAUUUCAACCAAGUAGUCCUCCAGAACGUGACCAAGGCGCAGAUCAAGAUCCGCACAAAGAAAGACAACGUCGCUGGUGUCACACUCCCCGUGUUCGAGUCGUACCAGGACGGAACCGACACCUACGAACUGGCUGGCUUGGCUCGUGGUGGUCAACAGUUGGCCAAGUUGAAGAAGAACUAUCAAAGCGCCGUGAAAUUGCUCGUGGAAUUGGCCUCGCUGCAGACUUCAUUCGUGACUCUCGAUGAAGUCAUCAAAAUCACGAAUAGGAGAGUGAAUGCCAUCGAGCACGUCAUCAUCCCACGUAUCGACCGUACCCUUCAGUACAUCGUGUCCGAGCUCGACGAAUUGGAGCGUGAGGAGUUCUACCGCCUCAAGAAGAUCCAGGACAAGAAACGCAUUGCCAGGAAGAAGGCGGAACUACUCAAAGAAGAGCUGCUGGCGAAGGGCAUCGAUAUUCGCGACCAAGCCAACAUCCUGGACGAGGGAGACGACGAUGUAUUGUUCUAAGUGUUUUUGUUAAGUUGUUAGUUCACAAGUUUAGAUGGUCUUCCUCCUCUCACCCCUGGGGAGCAAGGGGAAGAACACUCUAAAGAGUUAUUGUUUUCCGCAUAGUUAAAAACUACCCCCAGACGGCAAUUGCAACGUAGUUGGAAUUGGUCGCUGUCCUUGAACCAGUAUUUUCGAUUGUUUCGUAUUUAGUUUUUCGUUUGAAAAAUUCUUUGCAGUUUUGUUUACUUUUGUUUGUUCGAGAACGAGCGUGUCCCUUUGUAACGUUACGUUUCUCCUUAGACUUUAUUGGCUGAACCCCUUCGAAGUCUAACUCACAAAUUUUGAAGAAAAUUACAGGAAGGAGGGUCGCCUUCGCUCGAUUCUGUUUUACUCUCAUUUUGGAAGAUGGCAAGUGAACAAUAAUUGUUAAUUGCGUGUAUUCGUAAAUAUUAUUCGGUAAUAAACAACAAAAAUAGAAAAUACUAAGGUAAACCAAAUAUAUUACAUUCCGCGCCUAA
Molecule: messenger RNA, 1361 nt
Organism: Hermetia illucens (black soldier fly)
Lineage: Eukaryota; Metazoa; Arthropoda; Insecta; Diptera; Stratiomyidae
Gene: Vha36-1
Product: V-type proton ATPase subunit D 1
Exons: 4
Coding region: 121-861 (246 amino acids)
Cellular component (GO): proton-transporting V-type ATPase complex
Molecular function (GO): proton-transporting ATPase activity, rotational mechanism
Source: RefSeq, a predicted model, not a curated record